AUUCAGAGGCUCAAUUCAUCCCAACAGAAUUCUUCAAUGAUAAAUGAAUGAGUGACGGUAUUUUCGGUAUUUCGAAAAUUUUUGCUUUAACUGUGUAAAGUGGGGUUUUUACCAUUUUACUUUUGCCGUUUUUAGAAAACGAAAGCUUGAAAGAUCCGUAGGGUUUUGCAGUGUCCUCUUUACACUCAAACUGCUUUCCUAAUAUGAAUAUAUCUUUUCGAUCGACUUUUUAGAUUCUUCUUCAUUUUCUCUCUCUCCAUCGCCUCCGAUCAAAAAAACAAAAACCGCCGAACGGAAAACCGAAACAAAACAAUGGCCGUGAAAACAAGCAAGGCCGCCAAGAAGGAGGCGUACGACAAGAAGCUGUGCAAGCUGUUGGACGAGUACCAUCAGGUGCUCGUGGUUGCAGCGGACAACGUCGGGUCGACCCAGAUGCAGAACAUCCGAAAGGGUUUGCGGGGCGAAUCGAUUAUUCUCAUGGGGAAGAACACUAUGAUGAAGAGGUCCAUCAGGGUUCAUUCUGAGAAGUCUGGAAACGAGACUAUCCUCAAUCUUAUUCCCCUCCUUGUUGGAAAUGUGGGACUAAUAUUCACAAAAGGGGAUUUGAAGGAAGUGAGUGAAGAGGUCUCAAAGUAUAAGGUUGGUGCUCCGGCUCGAGUUGGUUUGAUUGCUCCGGUUGAUGUGGUCGUCCCACCUGGAAAUACAGGGCUUGAUCCAUCCCAGACUUCUUUCUUCCAGGUCCUCAAUAUUCCUACAAAGAUUAACAAGGGAACUGUUGAAAUCAUUACACCUGUGGAGCUUAUCAAGAAGGGCGAUAAAGUUGGUUCUUCUGAGUCUGCUCUGCUCUCAAAGCUUGGGAUCAGGCCCUUCUCUUAUGGACUUGUUGUCCUGUCUGUGUUUGACAAUGGAUCAGUUUUCAGUCCUGAAGUGCUGGAUCUGACAGAAGAUGAUCUAGCUCAGAAAUUUGCAUUAGGCCUUUCCAUGGCUACUGGGCUCGCUUUGGAAAUCGCAUAUCCGACCUUGGCAGCUGCACCUCAUAUGUUAAUCAACGGCUACAAAAACCUCUUGGCUGUUGCAGUUGAGACAGAAUACUCCUUCCCCCUGGCUGAUAAAGUGAAGGAGUAUCUCAAGGAUCCUAGCAAGUUUGUCGUUGCUGCAGCCAAUCCCGCUGCAGCUGCAACAUCGGGUGCUGGGGCUUCUGCUGCCAGAGAAGAGAAGUAAGUAGAAGUUGAAGAGGAAGAAGAUGAAGAGGACUUCAGUCUCAAUCUUUUUGACUAGAGCAUUUCAUCUAGGGUUCUGCUCGGACAUCUGUUUCAUGUUUAGGUUCCUUUACACAAUCUUGCUACUUGUUGCAAUUGAUCGAAGACUAUAUGAUGAUCGUUCCUAGAAUUUAAUUUCACUAUGCUUAGUUAACCUUUUGAUAGGUAAUUAUGCAAUGCAUCUACACAAAUCAAUCAGACAUUUUUGUGAUGUUCAAUUUCCAUUUGCAUAUUAUUUCCUCAAUCCAAGAAGUAUACCAAAUUUUUCUUGAACUAAAUCUUUUUGACAAGAUGGAUUUC
Messenger RNA from Oldenlandia corymbosa var. corymbosa, 1559 nucleotides. The record is from the annotation of a GenBank genome assembly. Lineage: Eukaryota; Viridiplantae; Streptophyta; Magnoliopsida; Gentianales; Rubiaceae.